Ipomoea triloba (trilobed morning glory) is the source of this 930-nucleotide messenger RNA. RefSeq names its product B-cell receptor-associated protein 31-like. The transcript has 2 exons. Gene Ontology annotation, biological process: intracellular protein transport; endoplasmic reticulum to Golgi vesicle-mediated transport. The coding region runs from base 109 to 780 and encodes 223 amino acids. The record is from RefSeq and is a predicted model, not a curated record. NCBI's taxonomy places the organism in Eukaryota, Viridiplantae, Streptophyta, Magnoliopsida, Solanales, Convolvulaceae. Gene Ontology annotation, cellular component: endoplasmic reticulum membrane; endoplasmic reticulum.
UCUUCUCCUUCCUAAUUUCCAAACUGAGCUCUCAACACUUCUCCACUUCUUCAAUCACUCCCCUGCUAUCCUCAAAUCUCAGCCGUUCAAUAAUUGCAGUUGCGAAGCAUGAUUCAGCUGCUCUUCCCUCUAAUAUUCGGCGAGAUGGCUCUGAUCGUCAUCUUCGUCUUCAAAACUCCGCUUCGCAAGCUGGUGAUAUUGGGCCUUGACAGAGUCAAACGCGGCCGCGGCCCUAUCGUCCUUAAGACCGUCGCCGGAACCGUCUUCGUCGUCAUGCUCUCCACCAUCUACAAUGUGAUUUCGAUUCGCAACCGGUGGAUCGAGGACGAGGGCGGCGAUAUAACCCCCACCGAUCAGAUUCUAUUGGCUCAACAUCUUCUCGAAGCUUCUCUCAUGGGAUUCUCGCUCUUCCUUGGACUAAUGAUUGAUAGGCUUCACCAUUAUAUCAGAGAGCUUCGCAUGAGAAGGAAGACGAUGGAAGCAGUGAAAAAGCAAAACCGGGCCAUUGAGGAAGGGAAGGCUGGGAUCUCGGAGGAGAUCAAAUCCCUCGAGGGACAGGCAAGUUCACUGCGAGAGAGGAUUAAGCAGCUGGAGUCGGAUGUGGAGGAGAAGAGCAAGGAAGUGAGCAGCUCUGAAGCCAACGCGAUUGCCCUGAAAAAGCAAUCGGAAGGAUUUCUCCUCGAAUAUGACCGGUUACUGGAAGAAAAUCAACACCUGAGAAGUCAGUUACAGUCACUGGAUAGAAAGUUGUCACAUUCAGAUAGCAAGAAGGUUUCCUAAGGAUUAAGUGACCAAUACAAUGCCUGUUGUGGUGUCCAGUUUUUACCCCUCAGAGAUGAGGUUUGUGACAAAGUCGCUGUUCUAAUGUUUAUGUCAUUUGCACAUUCCUUUUUACUGCUCGUUUAUACAGAUUCUAAAAGUUCGGAUUCA